Molecule: messenger RNA, 2602 nt
Organism: Bombus impatiens (common eastern bumble bee)
Lineage: Eukaryota; Metazoa; Arthropoda; Insecta; Hymenoptera; Apidae
Product: coatomer subunit alpha
Exons: 4
Coding region: 218-2473 (751 amino acids)
Biological process (GO): intracellular protein transport; vesicle-mediated transport
Cellular component (GO): COPI vesicle coat
Molecular function (GO): structural molecule activity; protein binding
Source: RefSeq, a predicted model, not a curated record
UAGCACUUACGAUCUAUAUUUGAUACCGCGCGAAGGUGAUUCAAACACUGAUGCUGACACGAAGCGGGCUUCGGGCGUCACCGCCAUCUGGGUUGCCAGAAAUCGUUUUGCGGUGUUAGAUAGGGCGUAUUCGUUGGUCAUUAAAAAUUUGAAGAACGAAAUUACAAAAAAGGUGCAGAUCCCAAACUGUGACGAAAUAUUUUACGCUGGUACUGGAAUGCUCCUUUUACGUGAUGCUGAUCAAGUAACGCUCUUUGACGUUCAACAGAAAAGAACAUUAGCCGAAGUAAAAAUUUCGAAGUGUAAAUAUGUCGUGUGGUCUAGCGAUAUGUCUCACGUCGCUUUACUCUCGAAACAUAAUGUUAACAUUUGUAAUCGACGUCUGGAAUCCUUGUGCUCUGUACACGAAAACACUAGGGUAAAGUCGGGAGCUUGGGACGACUCAGGAGUGUUCAUUUACACCACUAGCAAUCACAUCAAAUAUGCAAUCAACAAUGGUGAUCAUGGUAUUAUACGCACAUUAGACCUCCCGAUAUACGUAACGCGAGUUAAAGGCAAUCAAGUUUAUUGCUUGGACAGAGAAUGUAGACCAAGGAUUCUUCGAAUAGAUCCAACUGAAUAUAAAUUUAAAUUGGCCUUGAUCAAUAGGAAAUACGAAGAUGUUUUGCACAUGGUUCGUAACGCAAAUCUCGUUGGUCAAUCUAUAAUUGCAUACUUGCAACAGAAGGGAUAUCCCGAGGUUGCUUUGCACUUUGUUAAAGAUGAAAGAACAAGAUUUGGCCUUGCCCUCGAAUGCGGAAAUAUCGAAGUCGCUUUAGAAGCCGCGAGAUCGCUUGAUGAAAAAUCCAGUUGGGAAAGCUUGGCCCAGGCUGCCCUGUUACAAGGCAAUCAUCAAGUUGUCGAAAUGUGCUAUCAAAGAACCAAGAAUUUUGAAAAAUUAGCGUUCCUGUAUCUUAUAACUGGUAAUUUAGAGAAAUUACGUAAGAUGAUAAAAAUUGCAGAAAUUAGGAAAGACGUUUCUGGGCAAUAUCAGGGUAGCUUGUUACUUGGCGACGUUUAUGAACGUGCAAAAAUAUUGCGUAAUUCUGGUCAAGCUUCGUUAGCUUAUGUAACUGAGAAAAUUCAUGGUAUAUCAUCUCCAGAAGACGACGUUCAAUAUAGUUCUAUGAGCGAAGAACUUUCUGCUCUUGAACAAGGAGCAGAAUAUCUUCGACCUCCGGUACCGAUUCAACAGGCCGAAAACAACUGGCCACUAUUAACAGUAUCAAAAGGUUUCUUCGAGGGAGCGGUUAUGUCACGUGGAAAGAGUCAGGUAGCUGCUGCGUUGGCUCCGGAAGACGAUAACGCUGUACCUGCUGAAGGGUGGGGCAAUGACGAAGAGUUAGGAAUAGACGAGGAGGAAGGUAUCGAAAAUGAAAACGUUCCUGAGGGCGAAGAAAGUGCAGGAUGGGAUGUGGAGGACGUAGAUUUGCCGCCGGAACUCGAAACUCCAGUGGCUGCGACGGAAGACGGCUAUUAUUCACCGCCAACUAAGGGAAUAUCACCAACUCAACAUUGGAUAAACAAUUCGCAAUUCGUUGUAGAUCAUAUACUAGCUGGAUCACUAGAAACAGCAUUUAGAUUGCUAAAUGAUCAAGUUGGUGUAGUUGAAUUUGAAGCAUAUCAAAGUCUUUUCAUGAAUACAUUCGUACGCGCUAGAACAUCAUUUGCGUCGUUACCCAAUAUACCUUCUUUAUAUGGAUAUCCUCAAAGAAAUUUGAAAGAUACAAAUCCAAAAAGCAGUCUCCCUGCAAUCGGAUUGCAUCUUACCGAUUUAGUUCAACGACUUCAAGUAUGCUAUCAUUUGACAACUGGCGGCAAGUUUCCAGAAGCGAUAGAAAAAUUGCAAGCGAUUCUACUCAGUGUGCCAUUAUUGGUUGUUGACACGAGGCAAGAUAUUAUAGAAGCACAGGAAUUGAUUCAAAUUUGUAGAGAGUAUAUUCUAGGUUUAAAAAUGGAGACUGAAAGGAAAAAUCUACCUAAAGCUACUUUAGCUGAACAAAAACGAAUCUGUGAAAUGGCAGCCUACUUUACACAUUGCAAUUUACAACCUGUUCACCAGAUUCUUACUCUAAGGAUAGCUGUAAAUAUGUUCUUCAAAUUAAAAAAUUACAAAACUGCGGCUUCGUUCGCAAGAAGAUUACUUGAAUUGGGACCUAAACCUGAAUUAGCACAACAAGUUAGAAAGAUUUUGCUGGCUUGCGAUAAAAAUCCGGUGGAUGAACAUCAAUUAGCGUACGACGAACAUAAUCCUUUUUCAUUAUGUGCAAGCACGUUUGUUCCAAUUUACAGAGGAAAACCAGAAGUCAAAUGUCCAUUAUGCGGUGCAAGUUAUUUACCUCAAUUUAAAGAUACAGUAUGCAAAGUUUGUGAAGUUGCACUAAUCGGAAAACAAUGUAUCGGCUUAAGGAUAAGUCCUGUUCAAUUCCGAUAAAUUUUUAAUAUCUUUAUCGUUACUGCUACAAAUAAUACAGUAUAUUGUAAUACAAUAUCGUUGUCUUGUAAUUUUUCAAUUGUAUUAUAGAUAAAAAAUAUGUCAUUACAAAAGAUAUUGUAAAUAUGA